AUCUCUUUUCAUACUGUAGAGGUGGCUUGCUGCAGUCACGCCUCCCAUUGCCAGCCAGGUUCCGGAAUCCUAAUCAGUCACUAUGAAAACUCAUUAGCUCCACAGCAAUGAGUCCUCCACUGCUGAAGCUUGGUGCUCUGCUCAGUACCAUGGCAAUGAUCUCAAACUGGAUGUCCCAAACUCUACCGUCUUUGGUAGGACUGAACACCACGAGCCUGUCGACGCCAGAUAUUUUAACUCAGAUUAGCCCUAAGGAAGGGUGGCAAGUAUACAGCUCCGCACAGGAUCCUGAUGGGCGAUGUAUCUGCACUGUGGUGGCCCCAGAACAAAACCUGUGUUCCCGGGAUGCCAAAAGCAGGCAACUUCGCCAACUGCUGGAAAAGGUUCAGAACAUGUCCCAGUCUAUUGAAGUCUUAAACUUGAGGACGCAGAGAGAUUUCCAAUAUGUUUUAAAAAUGGAAACCCAAAUGAAAGGGCUGAAGGCCAAGUUUCGGCAGAUUGAAGAUGAUCGGAAGACACUAAUGACCAAACAUUUUCAAGAAUUGAAAGAGAAGAUGGACGAACUCCUGCCCUUGAUCCCUGUGCUAGAACAGUACAAAACAGAUGCCAAGCUGAUCACCCAGUUCAAGGACGAAAUCCGGAAUCUUUCUGCGGUCCUCACUGGGAUCCAGGAAGAGAUUGGGGCUUAUGACUACGAGGAACUGCACCAAAGGGUGCUCAGCUUGGAAACCAGACUGCGGGACUGCAUGAAAAAGCUAACAUGUGGCAAAUUGAUGAAAAUCACAGGCCCCAUUACAGUCAAGACCUCUGGAACUCGAUUUGGUGCUUGGAUGACGGAUCCUUUAGCAUCUGAAAAAAAUAACAGAGUCUGGUACAUGGAUAGCUACACUAACAAUAAAAUCGUCCGUGAGUACAAGUCAAUGGCAGACUUCGUCAGUGGAGCGGAAUCCAGGACUUACAAUCUCCCUUUCAAGUGGGCAGGAACUAACCACGUUGUGUACAACGGCUCGCUCUAUUUUAACAAAUACCAGAGUAACAUCGUCAUUAAAUACAACUUUGACUUGGGGAGGGUGCUGGCCCAACGGAGCUUGGAGUAUGCCGGUUUCCACAACGUUUACCCCUACACGUGGGGUGGGUUCUCAGACAUUGACCUAAUGGCUGAUGAAAUUGGGCUCUGGGCCGUCUACGCAACUAACCAGAAUGCAGGCAAUAUUGUCAUCAGCCAACUUAACCAAGAUACCCUAGAGGUGAUGAAGAGCUGGAGCACCGGCUAUCCCAAGAGAAGCGCGGGGGAAUCGUUCAUGAUCUGUGGCACACUCUAUGUCACCAACUCCCACCUGACCGGAGCUAAGGUGUAUUACUCCUACUCCACCAAAACCUCCACGUAUGAGUACACAGACAUCCCUUUCCACAACCAGUACUUUCACAUAUCUAUGCUUGACUACAAUGCCAGAGAUCGAGCUCUUUACGCCUGGAACAAUGGUCACCAAGUCCUCUUCAAUGUCACUCUUUUCCACAUCAUUAAGACUGAGGAUGACACAUAAGCACACGUGAUUGGGUUGCAACUCUCCAAAUGGCAUCAUUUGUGACCAACUCUUAUAAGACCCUCUCUGUUUACUUUUUAUCAUCAUUUCUCCAACAGGAUGCAUUUAUUUUUCUGUUGUAAAAUCGGUGUUGAAAAAAAAAUAAGUAAAAACAGCCUAGUCUGUCUAAGUUAAUGUAUGGCAGACACAUCUCAAUGGCUAAAUUUACAAGGCCUAUCAUGUCCUUGUCAUGAAAAGCACUAAAAUAAAAGAGUUUAAGAGGCUAAAGUCGUAAUUGUGCAAAUGAUUAAUGUUCUGCCUUAUAUUGCAGUCAGAGACUAAUGGUUGCUUAAAUGCAUGAAUGUCUUCUUUUUUUUUUUAAUCUGUCAUUUUUAAUGUCUUUUUUGCUCCACAUCAGGAAAUGUUUUAGUAGGAAUUAGGGUUAGGAAAAAGCACUUCCCCAUUUAUUUCUAGGAAAAGACUUACAUGGAAAAUAAUAGUAGAUCAUUUUGCUGUUAACAUAGUUCUCUGAUGUGGUGCUGUAAUAGUCAUUUUUAAAUCUCGUGCUAACAUUUUAUUGACAAUAGGUAUUUCUACCAUGGUAAGCAUCAUUGUACAAAGGUGUAUUUCCUUCACUUCUGUGAAAGUAUUUUUUUUAUAAAUAACACUGAAAUUU
Molecule: messenger RNA, 2199 nt
Organism: Dipodomys ordii (Ord's kangaroo rat)
Lineage: Eukaryota; Metazoa; Chordata; Mammalia; Rodentia; Heteromyidae
Gene: Olfm3
Product: olfactomedin 3
Exons: 6
Coding region: 108-1544 (478 amino acids)
Biological process (GO): signal transduction
Source: RefSeq, a predicted model, not a curated record